AUGGUCGUGGUCGUGGUCGUGGUCGUGGUCGUGGUCGUGGUCGUGGUCGUGGUCGUGGUCGUGGUCGUGGUCGUGGUCGUGGUCGUGGUCAUGGCCACGGCGCUUCAGUUACUAGCAAAGGAGUCAGUUUCUAUUCUUGUUGAUAUCGGCGACCCGCUUGACUACACCAAAUACCGCCACACGGGGCUGUUCUUCGAAUUUCCAAGUGAUACAAAGUCGUUGAUGCAUGUAACCGGAGCAGCAGGCAUUUUCACCUUCGAGACAUAUGACAACUACAGGCCCGAUCAGAGCCGACAGCUUGCGUCAUCCAUACCAGUGGCGGAGCUACCAGAUUCAAUCAGCGAAGCCUCUAUCCGGGGCGUUAUUUCCAGAACCCCGGUGAGGAACGGUCCAGGGGAUGCGGAUUGGAACUGUCAGAAUUGGGUCGGAGACGCUCUUGCCCGGAUGGUGACCGAUGGGUACCUGAGUGUCUCCCAGCGAGAGUCGGCGAUUGAUAAGAUGACGGAUGCGUGCUUGGAGGCGGGAGAUGAGUGA
Messenger RNA from Aspergillus homomorphus CBS 101889, 534 nucleotides. RefSeq lists its product as uncharacterized. Bases 1 to 534 code for a protein of 177 amino acids. The transcript has 2 exons. The record is from RefSeq and is a predicted model, not a curated record. NCBI's taxonomy places the organism in Eukaryota, Fungi, Ascomycota, Eurotiomycetes, Eurotiales, Aspergillaceae.